Messenger RNA from Candidula unifasciata, 526 nucleotides. NCBI's taxonomy places the organism in Eukaryota, Metazoa, Mollusca, Gastropoda, Stylommatophora, Geomitridae. The record is from the annotation of a GenBank genome assembly.
GAUGAGAAGAACCAGAUUAUUACAACGAACUGUUGGAUCAAUCAGAUGUGGAUCGACCCCAAGCUCAGGUGGGAGCCGAUGAAAUACGGAAACAUUUCAACUGUCAACAUGCCCUAUGACUCUGUUUGGUUACCUGAUGUGGUCUUGUACAACAGUGCACACAUCACCUCAGAGUCGGUGAGCACCAAUGUGAUCCUGCAGUCGACCGGGGAAGUCAUGUGGUUGGCAAUGGUCAUCUUCAAGAGCUCGUGUGCUAUCGAUGUCAAAUAUUUCCCAUUUGACACGCAGCACUGCAUUCUAGAGUUCGCGUCUUGGACAUACGACAAUAAUGGUUUGAACCUAGUCACUUACGGUGGCCCUGAAGGAGAUGUAUCCAACUACAAGAACAGCACGGAGUGGGAGCUAGUUGUCAAAUUUUCCUGUUGUGAAGUGCCAUACCGACGACCUUUAUUCUAUGUGUUUAACAUGGUUUUCCCGUGUAUACUGAUUACACUGGUGGCUUUGCUGGGAUUCUAUAUGCCUUCAG